This is a messenger RNA of Misgurnus anguillicaudatus (oriental weatherfish), 3502 nucleotides long. RefSeq names its product doublecortin-like kinase 3 (gene dclk3). Gene Ontology annotation, biological process: protein phosphorylation; intracellular signal transduction. Gene Ontology annotation, molecular function: protein kinase activity; ATP binding. The record is from RefSeq and is a predicted model, not a curated record. Lineage: Eukaryota; Metazoa; Chordata; Actinopteri; Cypriniformes; Cobitidae.
CACGCACACACACACACACACACACAAAUGUCUAGCACAAGUAGUCAGCCCAUAAAAGAGCAAGCACACACACACAAAACAAGCACUGCUGUGUUAACAGUAACCAUGGCAAUUCUGCCAUACUGCGAGACUUGCGAAGAGACAGAAAAUAUCUUCUUUAUCUAGUUUUAACAAAGCUCUUUGCAAUUAAAGAGGUGACGGUUACCGGGGAGACGCGCGUGCAGCAGGAUGCGGGGUAUCCGGUAACGCGCUCGUAGUCUUUCCAAGAGAUGCCGCGUGAAGAUAUCCCGAUGUUACCUCGGGUCUGAUUGAAUAUUGACCCGGUUCUGCUUUGAUAAGAUGCUGUCCGGUCCAAACUUUAAAUACACCGCAAGGUAAAGUUUCCUCAAGACUGGAUCAUGGCUUUCUUCAGGAGUUUUUAAAGCUCACGGACGUCUCUCGGACAGUAUGGCCUCGUGGGGCUUUACGUGCAGAAAUAUAAAUCAAACAGCAAGCACUUUAACAGAAUGACACCACUGUGGAGCCAGCGACACGGACGCGAGGCACCUAGACCUAGAUGGGCACUGACGGAUCAGAAGAUCAAACUCCCUAAAUGCCCCAAUGCUGUCCCUCGGCAACCUCUGCCCACAAAUCCACCCAGAUUAAGACCCCGAAAGCCCACCACAGACUAUGGGCCUUUAAAAAGCUCCGUGAUAGGGUUGGAUCACUGGGGGGAACCAGGAUUUCCCAGAGCGAGUGGCUACCAUGCCAGGCAUGCAGAAGAAAGCCCAGUACGGCCACGAAUUGUGACCGUGGUACGGCCGUGUGGAGAGCAGAGUCUGCGUAAGAUCUCACUGCUUUUAAACCGCCGUGCUGUGCAGACGUUUGAGCAGCUAAUGGCAGAUGUAUCCGAAGCCCUCGGUUUUCCCCGCUGGAACAACGCUCGCAUACGCCGCCUCUUUAGUCCCGCUGGCCGUGAGAUCCACAGCCUUUCCGACUUCUUCCGCAUCGACCAUGCUUUUCUGGCCUUUGGAGUCAAUCGACCAUCUCUUGAUGAGGUGCACACAGCCCUGAACGAGUUAUACCCCGAAAACCCCAAGUACUGUGAACACCUCCUAAGGAUAUGGGAUCGUAUCCUGAGACCUAAAGCCACCAAAGCAGAUAGUGGUUUCCAUGACGAUGAACCUGGCGGUGAGGGGCAUUUACCUACUGUAUGUAAUCAACAUCUAAACCAACUAGCUGCCAACAACCUGCAGCCUGUUGGAGGUCAAGGACGGCAAAGAGAUAAAGCUAAAAAAGAAAGGCAGAGAAAAGACAGAGAGUUGUGGGUGAGGAAGGGUGACCAACAGAAAGAAGAUGUAAAGGAGCCAAAGAAGGAGGAAAGAAAGGCAGAACCGGUUUAUUGCAGGAGCUGUCGAGGAUGUGGUCCACCUAUACCCCCAAUCAGAAGCAAACCACAUUAUAAGCCAAAUAACCCUAGUGAUGCAAAUAAUACUUCAGAAAACACACCACAUAGACCACUGAAAGCCGACGAGCAUGUUGCCAAUCCUAACUCGGUUGAUAAAAACCUGAAUAAUGCUUUUAGCACCGAGGCGAUAUUCGAGACACCUCAGCAGGCCAUUCACAACCAAGAAGCAGCAAAACAGAGAAACUUCCAGGCUAAUCUACCACCCGAUGGUGCAGAAGUUACAUCAGAGGACAUCGAGCGCUGCUACGACAUCGGCCGUGUGGUAGGGGAUGGGAACUUCGCAGUGGUAAGGGAGUGCCGAGUGCAUGGCGUACCUGAAAUCUUUGCCAUGAAGAUCGUGGACAACGCCAAGCUGCAGGGACGCGGUCACAUGAUCAAGAAUGAGAUUUCUCUGCUCCGUAGCCUAGAACAUCCUCGACUCAUUCAGCUCUUUCGUUCACAUCACACCGACACCCAUGUGUACCUGCUGAUGGAGCUGGUCACCGGUGGAGACCUGUUUGAUGCUAUCUCUCAGAACGGCAGGUUUAAUGAGCCAAGUGCUGCAUGCAUGAUCAGAGACAUCAGCCAGGCUCUGGAAUACAUCCAUGACAAGAGCAUUGCACACAGAGAUAUCAAACCUGAAAAUCUACUGGUUCAGCGGCAUGGCAAUGGAAGUUUAAAUCUGAAAUUGGCUGAUUUUGGAUUAGCUAUGGUGAUAACAGAGCCUGUGUUUACAGUUUGUGGCACACCCACAUAUGUUGCUCCAGAGAUACUUGCCGAGACAGGUUACGGUGUUGAAGUCGACAUCUGGGCGAUGGGUGUUAUCCUGUUUGUACUCCUGAGUGGGUUUCCUCCAUUCCGAAGUCCAGAGCGUAAUCAAGAGGAACUUUUUUGUCUCAUCCAAAAGGGCGAUGUCCAUUUUCUGUCUCCUUACUGGGACAAUGUAUCUGAGGGGGCUAAAGCUCUAGUCAGAGCUCUACUGGAGGUGGAUCCAAAAAAGCGCUUGACAGCUAAUCAAACAUUACAGCACGACUGGCUUCAACAUGCAACAGCACAAAAAGACCAUAAGGGGUCGACACAAGCCACUGAAGCUACAAUUGAGAAGCCCAACCAUCAAAUACUAAACAGACAAAUGGAAAGUCAGAAAGACAAUGAAAAUACUCUCAAACCGGACAUAUCAGCAGAGAAAUCUCUUGCAGUAGAUGUCAAUAAGUGCAGAAUAAAGAAUAAACAUAAACCGGAUAUUAAUGCACAUGAUACAUGCCAUAAAAUAAGUAGUGACCAACAACAUUCAUCCACAACAAAUAGGCAACAUAGCAUAGAUCAGCACAAACCUGACAGACCAGCAGAACGAGAAGACGCGACUCAAAACAAGAGUGACCUGCUGAAUAAUGAGAACUGACCUGCUGAGAAAUGAAAUGAAAAAUGUCAGUGAAGACUGAAUAAGCUAUGAAAAGACAAUAUAAGCCAUAUACAUCUAUCAGUGUGAUGAAUAUACAUAAAAAGAGACAGUACACAUAACAUAUGGCAUGACAUAAAACAAAUUGUAUACUAUAGCAAAUGUCUUCACAUUUCCAAGAGCACUGAUCUGAGAACGUAUAAAUUGUUUUAGAUGUUCCUUGUUUGUAAGUUCCUUAUUGUAACUUAACUUUGGUUAAAUGUGUCUGCUGAAUGUAAAUGCAUUGUUGAUAACCAAUGACAUGAUUCAAGAUAUGUCAGGUCUCAAGAGACUGUUGACCAAUGAUGUUGGUAAAGAAUGCCAGUUUUGCUGUUUAGAUUAAGGCAAUUGAUGUUUGUUUAUAAUGUUAAUAUGUGGCCAGUCUCUAAAUAAUUCUUAUGUGUUUUAUUAUAUACCUUUGUCGUUUUAAAACAAAUACUGGAAGAGUGAAUUUCAUUUUCUAAGAAAGAUUAUAAAUGUUUCAGCAAAUCCCAGCCAAUUUGUAUGGGAAAGUUGGCCAGCCAUUUUGUUAUAGUAGACUAGCUAAAAAACUAACAGUAUUCCAUCUAUUUUGUCUUCCUGUUUCUCCUAUACCCUGUAAUAUGGCAUAUAUAAUAAAAUAGUUUUCAUUCAUUUAA